AUGCUGUCCCUACCAUCUCACACAACACAUCGACUGCAACCCUGUGACGUCUCUUUUUUCAAGCCCCUAAACUCGUAUUACAAUCAAGCAGCUGAUAAAUGGCUUCGUACAAAUCCAAGCCAAAAUAUAACCCAGUUUCAGGUAUCGGCGCUUCUUGGGGAAGCAUAUGCUAAAGCAGCAUCUGUUGGGAAUGCUCUAAGUGGAUUUGCCAAAUGUGGAAUAUGGCCGUUGGACCCAAAUGUGUUUGAUGAUAGCGAAUACGUUUGUCUAUCUACCAGUACUAGUAGUACCACUUCGUUUAAAAAUCAAGUAAACUCGGAGAUAACCGAAGAAGUGAUUCAGAGCGCUUCACAGUUGACUAACAUUGAUUAUUCCAAUCCACUUGCAUCCACUUCAACAUCCUGUUUGCUAAACACAAAAGGUAAAUCAAGUAGUGAGCUGCCCAAAAGGAAAUCUGUUUCCGAAGUAUCACCUGUGCCCAUUUUGAAAAGAAAAUCGCGUAACCUGGCCUUGUCUUCUACUACAAUUAUUACAGAUAGUCCAUACAAGAACGAUCUUGAAAAAAAACAACUCAAAAAAAUUGAUGCUUCUUCAGCCACCAGAAAUGUAUUUUCUUCUGCAAAAGCUACCAGUAAAGGAAAGUCGUCCAAACUCGAUAACAAGAGACCUAUUACAAAGAGACGAAGUCUACAACAUGGAACGUCAAGCGAAUCUGAAUCGGAGGACGAAGAUUGUCUAUGCCUUGUUUGUUUAUUUCCAUAUUCUAAAUCGAAUCCAGGCGAAGAAUGGAUUCAAUGUAGGAUUUGUAAAAAAUGGUCGCAUCUUAAAUGUAUCAGUGGAAAAAAUGUUAAUUUCUAUGAAUGUAUCAACUGUGAAUCAUCAUCAGAUAGCGACUAA
Acanthoscelides obtectus is the source of this 897-nucleotide messenger RNA. Lineage: Eukaryota; Metazoa; Arthropoda; Insecta; Coleoptera; Chrysomelidae. The record is from the annotation of a GenBank genome assembly.